CUGUUAAUUGUUUGCUCUUCAAAUAGAGUCAGCCUGGAGCCAGCAGUCUUCCAGAAGUUAAGGACCGACUCUCCGACCUCCCUUAUCCCUCCCCCUUUCUUUCUCGCUCCUGACCGAUCACUCUCCCCCUCUUCUCCGGGGUUGCAUCAACAUGACAAAGCACUGGCCGGAGCAGAGCCGCCUGGCACCAGCCGCUCUGUGCCACAGUGGAGAACACCGCGACCAUCAACUUGACUUCUACAGAAAUGUGCAGCGGGGUUUUCCUUCCUGCGGUCUAGCCCAGCAGCGGCCUCAACAACCGGCUGAGAUGGCCCCCCAGCAGCAGCAGCAGCCCUCUGCACGCACCGAGCACCGUGGCGGUGCCACUGGACUCGUGGAUCAAACCAUUCCACCCCACUCUUCAUACCAGGACGGCGACGACGCCAACGCGAAGCUUCGGGAAGUGACGCGGGAGACGUGGAGGACUGAACGGGAGAAAAGCGGUUCUAGCAGUGGGAAGAAGAAGAACUAUCAGCGGUACCCCAAGCCACCCUAUUCCUACUUGGCUAUGAUCGCCAUGGUUAUCCAGCGGUCCCCAGAGAAGAAGCUUACACUAUCAGAGAUCCUGAAGGAGAUCAGUACCCUGUUUCCAUUUUUCAAAGGGAACUACAAAGGGUGGCGAGAUUCUGUGCGACACAACCUCUCCUCCUACAACUGCUUUGUUAAGGUGCUGAAGGAUCCAGGCAAACCUCAGGGUAAAGGGAACUUCUGGGCUGUGGACCUGAACCGUAUUCCUCUGGAUCUCCUGAAGAGGCAGAACACAGCUGUGUCGCGCCAAGACGAGACUAUCUUCGCUCAAGAUCUGGCCCCCUACAUCCUGCAGGGACACAAGCCGGAAUCUGAGCCGCCCCCUCCUCCGACUGAGUGUGUGACCUCUCUCCCGCCCGUGUCAUCAGGAAAUCCUUCACCGUCGCAGGGCGACUCAUUCAGGCCCAAGCUGGACUCGUCCUUUGCCAUCGAUUCCUUACUGCAGAGCCUGCGGCCAACGAGCGCUUCUGGGGAUGUGGUCCGAGACUGCUGGGGUGAGGUGGAGUGCCCUAGGCCCUCGCCGCCUCCACGCUCUCGUUACGCCUCCUCUGCCAGCUCGGUAAGCCCUGCCUCGACCUCUUCCUCCUCCUCUGAUGAGGAAUGGAAAGGCUUGUCCCACAGUGGGAAGCGUGUUCCUCCCAAUGGUGAAGCAGGAUCUGAGGGUUAUGAGGACUACAGACCGCCGUUGCACAAAUCCGCCAGACGGGAGAGUGUUGCUCCUCCGUGGGAGCUUCCAACCUCCUACGCCAAGUAUGCUCCCCCAAAUGCAGUCGCCCCACCUAGCAUGCGGUUUAACGGAGGCCCCUUAAUGCCGCUGCAUGGCGGACUACCACUUUACAGCUACAGUAGCUCUCCCAUGGCGCCUGCCCACUUCAUAGGUCAGUCCUAUUGGCCGAUUCUCCCCAGCAGGCGAGUCUCGGUUCAGCCCCUUCCUCUGCUCAUGGACUUGGACAACAUGCUGCAGUCGGUUCCUCCAAAUAAGAGCGUGUUCGAUGCACUGCUGCCCGUUAAUCAGAACACUUACUCACAUCACCAACCGCAGAGCCAGUACACCCUGCAGAACGGGACUCCUCUCAACAGGUAUCACCAAUACUGAGAGUCAUUCACACACCAAACAAGGAAUCCAAACAGGAAGUAAACAAUAAGCUCCAGACAAUCUCCUUGAUAGUUUCUUGCUGGCCAGAAGCUGGUUUUUCUUGUUUUUUUUGUUUUGUUUUUAAAAAAAAAAAAAUUAUUUACAUCUUGGUGUGUUUUAAAACAAAUUGCAAUUCUGCCUUCAGCAUUGAGUUUCAUUGAAGCAAAACUACCUAAAAAAAAAAGCUAUGCAACACAACAGAUAUCUACCUCAGUGUUUCAAUGAAACGUCGUGCUGCUACACUCUUUGCACUGCAGAUCUUGUUUGCACAGUUGUUUAAUACAAUGUCUUGAGGAUUGUUUUUAAUGCCGUCUAUCCACUGUGACUAUUGAAUGUAUUACAUGGUGACUCGUGGAAAAAACCAGCUGCGAAGUCCAAAAUGGCAAGGAGUUCGUUACUGAUGGUUAUCAGGUUUUUUCCACGUUGCAUUACGCUCGGGCUGAUUUUAGGAUGUAUGUAAAGGUUUUACCUUCUUUGUUUACAGAUGUCUCUCUCUUUUUUUUACUGCUUGCAAGAGAAAACAAAAAAAAUUCAACACAUUUUGAAUCACUUGAACUCACUUUUAGAACACUCAGCAUCAGUGUGGCGCUAAUAAUGGAAAAUAUAGCUUUAACAAUUACAUUUUUUUCUAGAUUUUUACUUGCACUAUUUACCUGAUGAUCUUCCAAAGGACACCACUUUUAGAUGUUUCCCUACCUCGACUGAAGAAUGUAAUACAAGCUUCCCAUCAUCUUUAACUACUGACCAAUAUGUAACUAUGCAUCCGUAGAGAUCUCUUGAAGUCUAACGGGUUUCUAAAAAGUUUAUUUUAACAGUGCUGCUCAGGACAAAUAAAAUUUACAUUUGAACAAAACUGACUUAGGUUCAUUGCAAUGUUUCUGUUAUUUUUUAUCUUUUUCAAAGACUGGGUAAAGUAAUCCUAUAUGCUUCCGGUAAAGAAUUUUUGUGUUGACGAUUUAAACCACGAAAAUUGUUGAAGCUGUAAUUAUGAAGGCAACAUAAAGAAAAAAAGAAGUAAUAUUUUGAAAGGGCACUGAUUUUAAAUAUGUGGCUGACUAAGCAAAAAUAAUGCUGGCCUAAAAAUUUUUUGUAACUUUGUCCGGCUGGUGAAUAUAAAUCUGAAAAAGUGUACAACUUAAAAUACGUUCUUCCAGAAGUAUAUUUAUUUACCAGAACUGGAAUUUCUUAGUGGAGCGGCGAUAUUAACGUGGCAACAAA
Messenger RNA from Xiphophorus hellerii (green swordtail), 2920 nucleotides. RefSeq names its product forkhead box H1 (gene foxh1). The record is from RefSeq and is a predicted model, not a curated record. Gene Ontology annotation, cellular component: activin responsive factor complex. Gene Ontology annotation, biological process: transforming growth factor beta receptor signaling pathway; positive regulation of transcription by RNA polymerase II. The transcript is spliced from 3 exons. Gene Ontology annotation, molecular function: transcription cis-regulatory region binding; DNA-binding transcription activator activity, RNA polymerase II-specific. The coding region runs from base 152 to 1663 and encodes 503 amino acids. NCBI's taxonomy places the organism in Eukaryota, Metazoa, Chordata, Actinopteri, Cyprinodontiformes, Poeciliidae.